CGUGCGCCGCCGCCGCCAUUUUGGAGCGAUCCGAGUGCAGCCCGUGGCCCCGAGUCGGUCUCGAGCCGCCGGCCGGCCGUGCCGGUGUCCGUAGGCGCUGCGCCCUGGGCCGGGCCCAUGUGUGUGCGGCCCGCCCGAGGCCGCCCGGGCUUUGCCUCCACCAGCGCCCUGGCCUCCGCUCGGGCCUCCACACGGGCCUUCGAGGAGCUGCCGCGACGCCCGGCCCGCAGGGCAGGUAAAGAGAUUAUAAAUCUUCCACUGAAUGAAAAAAAUUUUCUUAAAGCUGCAUAUACUCCAAGAAAAAAACCACAAAUGUUUUUCUAUUUUGCCUGAAUACAUGAUUUAAACAAGAGAUUUCCACAGAAGGGUUGCCCACAUUUUCCCAAAUACAGAAUUCUAAACGAGAGAAUAGCAUCUUACCAGAGAGAUUGCUUCUCUUUUGGUAGGCGGUGGCCAAGAAGGAGCGCCAGAUAGCAUUAAGCCUUGGUCCCCAGGGCUCUUUCAUGGAACUAUAUGAUCAUAUGGGCAACAUUCUGUUGAAAUCUACCUUCUGUCUGACGGAUAUGCCAUCCUGAAAAAGUAAAGAAGCUGAACUUCAAGUUCCUUUCAUUUAGCAUUGGGCUUCCACCUUCUCUGUGGCUAGAAACAGGACCGUCCAGAAGUCACCUGUAACUGCCCUAUCUUGCAAGUUCUGAUUUUGGCAAAAAAAAAAAAAAAAAAAAAAAAAAAAGCUUUGACAAGGUUGGAUUCACUUCUUUCCCUGGAUUGUGUGUCAUCCAACUCCGCGGCCGUCACGAUGUUCUGGAAGUUUGACUUGAACACCACGUCCCAUGUUGACAAGCUGCUGGACAAGGAGCAUGUGACGCUGCAGGAGUUAAUGGAUGAAGAUGACAUCUUGCAGGAGUGUAAGGCUCAGAACCAGAAGCUGCUGGACUUCCUGUGCAGGCAGCAGUGCAUGGAGGAGCUGGUGAGCCUCAUCACACAGGAUCCGCCCCUGGACAUGGAGGAGAAGGUCCGCUUCAAAUAUCCAAACACAGCCUGUGAGCUUCUGACUUGUGAUGUGCCGCAGAUCAGCGACCGCCUCGGUGGGGACGAGAGCCUGCUGAGCCUCCUGUACGACUUCCUGGACCAUGAGCCGCCUCUCAAUCCUCUGCUCGCCAGUUUUUUCAGCAAGACCAUUGGCAAUCUCAUUGCAAGAAAAACCGAACAGGUGAUUACAUUUUUGAAGAAGAAGGACAAGUUCAUCAGCCUGGUGUUGAAGCACAUCGGCACCUCAGCACUUAUGGACCUGCUGCUGCGCCUGGUCAGCUGUGUGGAGCCAGCCGGGCUCCGGCAGGAAGUCCUGCAUUGGCUGAAUGAAGAGAAGGUCAUCCAGAGGCUUGUGGAGUUGAUCCACCCGAGCCAGGAUGAAGAUAGGCAGUCAAAUGCUUCUCAGACCCUCUGUGACAUAGUUAGGCUGGGCAGAGACCAGGGCAGUCAGCUGCAAGAGGCUCUGGAGCCAGACCCGCUCCUCACAGCGCUGGAGUCGCAGGACUGUGUGGAGCAGCUUCUGAAGAACAUGUUUGAUGGAGACCGGACGGAGAGCUGCCUCGUCAGUGGGACUCAGGUGUUACUCACCUUGCUGGAAACCAGGCGGGUCGGGACAGAGGGCUUGGUGGACUCCUUUUCUCAGGGACUGGAAAGGUCAUACGCUGUCAGCAGCAGCGUACUACACGGCAUUGAGCCUCGGCUGAAGGACUUCCACCAGCUCCUGCUCAACCCGCCCAAGAAGAAAGCGAUCCUGACCACCAUCGGUGUGCUGGAGGAGCCCCUGGGGAAUGCCCGUCUGCAUGGCGCCCGCCUCAUGGCAGCAUUGCUGCACACAAACACACCCAGCAUCAACCAGGAGCUCUGCCGGCUCAACACUAUGGACUUGCUGCUGGAUUUGUUCUUUAAGUACACCUGGAAUAACUUUUUGCACUUCCAAGUGGAACUAUGCAUAGCCGCCAUUCUCUCCCACGCUGCCCGUGAGGAGAGGACAGAAGCCAGCGGAUCCGAGAGCAGGGUGGAGCCUCCGCAUGAGAACGGGAACCGGAGCCUGGAGACUCCCCAGCCUGCCGCCAGCCUCCCUGACAACACAAUGGUGACCCACCUGUUCCAGAAGUGCUGCCUGGUGCAGAGGAUCCUGGAGGCCUGGGAAGCCAACGACCACACGCAGGCAGCGGGCGGCAUGAGACGUGGGAACAUGGGCCACCUCACGCGGAUCGCCAAUGCGGUGGUGCAGAACCUGGAGCGGGGCCCUGUGCAGACACACAUCAGCGAGGUCAUGCGAGGGCUCCCUGCAGAUUGUCGUGGCCGCUGGGAGAGCUUCGUGGAGGAGACGCUGACGGAGACGAACCGCAGGAACACUGUGGACCUGGUGAGCACUCACCACCUUCACUCCUCGAGUGAGGACGAGGACAUUGAGGGUGCUUUCCCUAACGAGCUGUCCCUUCAGCAGGCCUUCUCCGACUACCAGAUCCAGCAGAUGACGGCCAACUUCGUGGAUCAGUUUGGCUUCAAUGACGAGGAGUUUGCAGACCAGGACGACAACAUCAACGCCCCGUUUGACAGGAUCGCAGAGAUCAACUUCAACAUCGACGCUGACGAGGACAGUCCCAGCGCAGCUCUGUUUGAGGCCUGCUGCAGCGACCGCAUCCAGCCCUUUGAUGACGAUGAGGACGAGGACAUCUGGGAGGACAGUGACACUCGCUGUGCCACCCGGGUGAUGGCCAGAGCCAGGUUUGGAGCCCCCCAUGCUUCAGAGAGUUGCUCAAAGAAUGGCCCAGAGCGUGGAGGCCAGGACGGGAAGGCGAGCUUGGAAGCACACAGAGAUGCACCUGGGGCAGCUGCCCCACCGGCCCCCAGGAAGAAGGAAGCCCCCCCUGUGGAGGGUGACUCAGAAGCAGGCACCAUGUGGACGGCAGUGUUUGAUGAGCCAGCGAACUCGACACCCACAGCCCCAGGAGUGGUGAGGGAUGUGGGUUCCAGUGUGUGGGCAGCUGGCACCUCAGCUCCAGAGGAGAAAGGCUGGGCCAAGUUCACCGACUUCCAGCCUUUCUGCUGCUCCGAGUCAGGGCCCAGGUGCAGCUCUCCGGUGGACACAGAAGGCAGCCAUGCCGAGGGCAGCCGGAGCCAAGGCCCUGAGAAAGCCUUCAGCCCGGCUUCUCCAUGUGCCUGGAACGUGUGUGUCACCAGGAAGGCCCCCCUGCUGGCCACUGACAGCAGCUCCUCUGGGGGCUCCGACAGCGAGGAUGGCGACCAGAAGGCAGCGAGUGCCAUGGAUGCGGUGAGCAGGGGUCCCGGCCGGGAGGCCCCCCCGCUGCCCACAGCGGCCAGGACAGAGGAGGCUGUCGGCAGGGUCGGGUGUGCUGACGGCCGGCUGUUAAGCCCUGCCUGCGCCACGCCAAAGGAAGUGACUGCUGCCCCAGCCGUGGCUGUGCCCCCCGAGGCUACUGUGGCCAUCACCACAGCACUGAGCAAGGCUGGCCCUGCCAUACCCACCCCAGCAGUCUCUUCUGCAGUGGCCACGGCGGUCCCCCUAGGGCCCAUCAUGGCAGUCACAGCAGCCCCAGCCAUGGUGGCCACCCUGGGGACAGUGACAAAGGACAGGAAGACAGAUGCCCCGCCGGAAGGAGCUGCCUUAAAUGGCCCAGUGUGAUGCUGCUGCUGCCCGGCCAUGGCCCGCCCUGGUCAGGCUGCAUCCUUAAUCGAGAAAACUACCUGGUGAUGCAAUCUUUUUUUUUUAAUUUAAUUUAAUUUUAAAAUAAAUGCUGCAUUGGUAAAGCUGGCAGUUGAAACCAGUUGGACAGCCCAGCUUGCGUCUCUUCUGCCUGAGUGGGCCCCUCAGGUCACUCGUGCCCUGCUGGAGGACAGAGGGGGCACCUCAGCGCCCCCCAAGGCCCAGAGCACAGCAAUAAGGUCUGCCUGCAGGAGCUGGGGUGGGGGAUGGGGGCAGGACCCUGAGAUGCCACCAGGACCUGAUGGGCCAGGAAUGGCGUGGACAUGGAAGCUGUUUUUACAGAUUUUUUUUUUUUUUUUUUUUUUUUUU
Messenger RNA from Nomascus leucogenys (northern white-cheeked gibbon), 4069 nucleotides. It is a transcript of the gene PPP6R2, whose product is annotated as protein phosphatase 6 regulatory subunit 2. Lineage: Eukaryota; Metazoa; Chordata; Mammalia; Primates; Hylobatidae. The record is from RefSeq and is a predicted model, not a curated record. The coding region runs from base 797 to 3679 and encodes 960 amino acids. The transcript has 27 exons. Gene Ontology annotation, cellular component: nucleus; cytosol. Gene Ontology annotation, molecular function: protein phosphatase binding; protein phosphatase regulator activity.